CGUUGAAAAGUCUUGUUAACCAAGAAGAGUCAAACUGGGGUGGCAGUCAGAUUUCAGCUUCUAACUCAAUCAAAGAAGUUGGUUUUUGGGUUGGUUCCAUUCCAUUGGUUUUCUUUGUGUGAGAAGUUUUGGGCUGAAUCUGGUUUUUGAGGAUCAUUAAAGUGAAUCAUAUAAGUUUGUAAGCUUUCUGUAUAUUGGAGAAAUGGCUGGGGGAAGAAGGAGGAAGCACCACUUUGGCAGAAUCCAUGCAUUCUCGUGUGGGAAAGCUUCCAUGAAAGAUGAACAUUCACUUAUAGGAGGCCCUGGAUUCUCAAGGAAAGUCUAUUGCAAUGACCCAGAACGUGCUAUGACGAGUCUUCUGAAUUAUGGUGACAAUUAUGUCAGAACUACUAAGUAUACAUGGGCCACGUUCCUCCCCAAGUCCUUGUUUGAGCAAUUCAGGAGGGUUGCCAAUUUUUACUUCCUAGUGGUUGGAGUUUUGUCUUUCCUUCCGGUCUCUCCUUACUCAGCUGUCAGCAAUGUUUUUCCUCUAGUGGUUGUUAUUGCUGCUACUAUGGCCAAAGAGUUCAUUGAGGAUUUUAGGCGCAAAAAACAGGAUAUAGAGAUGAAUAACAGAAAAGUUAAAGUACAUCGUGGAGGUGGUGUUUUUGACAAUUCUAAAUGGAGGGAUUUGAAAGUUGGAGACAUAGUGAAGGUGGAAAAAGAUGAAUUUUUUCCUGCUGAUCUCAUCUUACUUUCAUCAAACUAUGACGAUGCUAUUUGCUAUGUUGAGACCAUGAACCUUGAUGGAGAAACAAAUCUUAAACUAAAACAAGCGCUGGAAGGAACUUCAAAGUUGCAAGAAGACUCAAGCUUUCAAAAUUUCAAGGCUGUUAUUAUAUGUGAAGAUCCAAAUGCAAAUUUGUACACCUUUAAAGGAAGUCUUGAGCUUGAGGAUCAACAGUAUCCUCUUGCACCUCAGCAGCUACUGCUUAGGGACUCUAAGCUGAGGAACACAGAUUUUAUCUAUGGUGUGGUAAUCUUUACUGGUCAUGAUACAAAGGUUAUGCAGAAUUCAACAGAUCCUCCAUCCAAGAGAAGCAAAAUUGAGAAACGAAUGGAUAAGAUUAUCUACUGUCUGUUCUUUGUCCUUAUUUUGAUUUCUUUCAUUGGGUCCAUAUUAUUUGGAAUUUCAACAAAGAAGGACAUUAAAAAUGGAAGAAUGAAGAGAUGGUACCUUAGACCUGAUGAUACCACAAUUUACUAUGACCCAAAUAAAGCAGCAGUUGCAGCAAUCCUGCAUUUCUUGACGGCACUUAUGUUGUAUGGUUACUUGAUUCCAAUUUCCUUGUAUGUCUCCAUUGAAAUUGUGAAAGUUCUUCAAAGCAUUUUCAUCAACCAGGAUGUGCAAAUGUAUUAUGAGGAAACUGACAAGCCAGCACGUGCUCGUACAUCAAAUUUGAAUGAAGAACUUGGCCAAGUUGAUACCAUACUUUCAGAUAAAACAGGAACUUUGACUUGCAAUUCUAUGGAAUUUAUCAAAUGUUCUAUUGCUGGGACUGCUUAUGGACGAGGAGUUACAGAAGUUGAGAGAGCUCUAUCUGGGAGAAAAGUUGAAUUCAACAAAGCAAAGUUUGUUCAACCAAAGUCAUCCAUUAAAGGGUUUAACUUUAUGGACGAAAGGAUCAUGAACGGAAAUUGGGUCAGACAACCCAAUGCCAAUGUAAUCCAAAACUCCCUAAGGUUGCUGGCUGUAUGCCAUACUGCAGUGCCUGAAGUUGAUGAGGAAACUGGUAAGGUUUCAUAUGAAGCUGAAUCACCAGAUGAGGCAGCUUUUGUGAUUGCAGCCAGAGAACUUGGGUUUGAAUUUUAUGAACGGACACAUACAACUAUUUCACUGCAUGAAUUAGACCCCAGAACAGGCAACAAAACCAAAAGGUCCUACAAACUUUUAAAUAUAUUAGAGUUUAGUAGUGCAAGAAAGAGGAUGUCUGUAAUUGUAAGAGAUGAGGAGGGGAAACUACUACUACUAAGCAAAGGCGCUGACAGUGUCAUGUUUGAACGAGUUGCAAAGAAUGGAAGGGAGUUUGAAGAGAAGACUAAGCAGCACAUUAGUGAAUAUGCUGAUUCUGGUCUGAGGACCUUGAUACUUGCAUAUCGUGAACUUCAGGAGGAAGAGUACAAUAAAUUUAAUAAAGAGUUAACAGAGGCCAAGAACUUAGUGAGUGCAGACCAGGAGCAGAUUGUAGAGGAAAUACUAGAAAAUAUUGAGAAGGAUUUAAUUCUUCUAGGUGCUACUGCCGUUGAAGACAAACUACAAGAUGGGGUUCCUGAAUGCAUUGACAAGCUAGCACAGGCUGGGAUCAAGCUAUGGGUUUUGACUGGGGAUAAAAUGGAGACAGCAAUUAAUAUUGGAUUUGCUUGUAGUUUACUCAGACAGGGAAUGAAACAAAUUAUAAUUAACUCGGAUACUCCAGAAAAUAAAUCACUAGAGAAAAUGGAGGACAAGUCUGCUGCGGAAGCGGCAAUUAAGGCUAGUGUUCUUCGUCAAAUAAGGGAGGCAAAGGCUUUACUUUCUACAUCAGAUGAAAACUUUGAGGCGUUAGCUCUGAUCAUUGAUGGGAAGUCUCUUACUUAUGCACUAGAAGAUGAUGUAAAGGACUUGUUUCUUGAACUUGCCAUUGGCUGUGCAUCUGUUAUAUGCUGUCGUUCAUCUCCCAAGCAGAAGGCACUUGUUACAAGACUGGUUAAGUCAAGAACUGGUAGUACAACUCUAGCUAUUGGAGAUGGGGCAAAUGAUGUUGGAAUGCUCCAAGAAGCAGACAUUGGGAUUGGUAUCAGUGGUGUCGAAGGAAUGCAGGCAGUUAUGUCGAGUGAUAUCGCAAUUGCCCAAUUUCGGUUUCUAGAGCGCUUACUUCUUGUGCAUGGACAUUGGUGUUACAGAAGGAUCUCUUCAAUGAUCUGCUACUUCUUUUACAAGAAUAUUGCCUUCGGCUUCACUCUAUUCUUCUUUGAGAUGUAUGCCUCAUUCUCAGGGCAACCUGCAUACAAUGAUUGGUUCAUGUCUUUAUAUAAUGUAUUCUUCACUUCGCUUCCUGUAAUUGCUUUGGGAGUGUUUGACCAGGAUGUCUCUUCUAAAUUAUGUCUCAAGUUUCCAUUAUUAUAUCAAGAAGGUGUGCAAAAUAUCCUAUUUAGCUGGAAAAGAAUCCUUGGUUGGGCGUUCAAUGGGGUUUUGACUUCUGCCAUUAUAUUCUUCUUUUGCAUUCGUGCUAUGGAGCAUCAAGCAUUUCGUGAAGGUGGGCAAGCUGUUGAGUUGGAAGUUUUUGGUGCUACCAUGUACACUUGUGUUGUGUGGGUGGUGAAUUGUCAAAUGGCAUUAUCUAUAAGUUACUUCACUUAUAUACAACAUAUAUUCAUAUGGGGAAGCAUUCUAUUCUGGUAUAUAUUCCUCCUAGCAUAUGGAGCCAUGAGCUCCAGCUUCUCAACAACUGCAUAUAAGGUCUUCAUUGAAGCUUGUGCACCAGCCCCAUCUUACUGGUUCAUCACUUUGCUUGUUCUUAUUGCUUCCCUCCUUCCAUAUUUCACCUAUGCUUCCAUCCAAAUGCGUUUCUUCCCUAUGUAUCAUCAGAUGAUACAGUGGAUAAGAAACGAGGGGAGCACAAGUGAUCCAGAAUACUGCAAUGUGGUAAGGCAAAGAUCAAUAAGACACACAACAGUUGGAUUCACAGCUCGUUUGGAAGCAUCCAAACGUUUCGAGGCAUCCAAAAGAUUUGAAGCAUCCAAACGUUCUGAAGCAUCCGUAGCUUUUGAUGGGAUAUCUAGGAACCGAUAACCAGAAAGGUUUUUUUGAUUUUGUGUUCUUUUCCCCUAUUGGAUGUAAAAUUCAUUUGUCAAAACAUAGGUUCUAAUUUUUUCAUAGGUUACAACCUUCUUCUGUUUGUACAUACUAAUGAUAAAAUCUGGCUGCUUCAAGAUCAGAGAGAAGGUUAUGGUCAACAAUGUAUGUUACUAUAUGAUUCAUUGUAGGAUAGAAGAAUAAUCUGUUUAUUUUGAUUCAUUCUUUCAUGGUACAAGUCUAGUGGCAUUUGAUCCUAGCUUGUCUUUGUGAGAACUUUGCUAGUUAAAAAUCAAUAAUUCC
Gastrolobium bilobum is the source of this 4117-nucleotide messenger RNA. Its product is annotated as putative phospholipid-transporting ATPase 9. Gene Ontology annotation, cellular component: plasma membrane. Gene Ontology annotation, molecular function: ATP binding; ATPase-coupled intramembrane lipid carrier activity; ATP hydrolysis activity. The coding region runs from base 203 to 3811 and encodes 1202 amino acids. NCBI's taxonomy places the organism in Eukaryota, Viridiplantae, Streptophyta, Magnoliopsida, Fabales, Fabaceae. The transcript is spliced from 12 exons. Gene Ontology annotation, biological process: phospholipid translocation. The record is from RefSeq and is a predicted model, not a curated record.